CCCGCCCCGGGAUCGAUGAUGAUGAUGAUGAUGAUGAUGAUGAUGAUUUUCAACCCGAGCUAAGGAGCGUGGACGGAUUUCUGCCAAGGGCUGCGAGGCGGGCUGCUCCGGAGCCCUUCCGUCAUCCGAGGCCACGGUGCCUUCGGGGAAGGAGCGGGCAACGGCUCCGGGCGAAGCCGCCCCGGAGAAGCCGAGGCAGAAACCGGCGGCUCCCGCCUCCUUCCUAAGCGACUCUCCGAGGUGGGGUCGGAUGUGCAGCGCCGGAGGGGAGCGGCCCUGAGACCUCCCUCCGGCUGGCACGGAUGAAUCCGGAGCCGGGAGGCGUGUCCCGAGCAGGUCCCGGUGGGUGUCGAUCGGCUGUCAUGAUCUCUACAGCUCCGCUGUACAGCGGGGUGCACAACUGGACCAGCGCUGACUGCAUUCGCAUGUGCGGCAUCAACGAAGAGAGGAGAGCACCUCUUUCUGAUGAGGAUUCCAAGACGGGCGGCUGUCAGCGAGUGGGGUCCCAGGAGUUUUGUGUCAGCAGCAGCCUUUCCAAGGUGGAGCUCCCGGCAGUUGGUGGCGGCAGCAGUGCCCGAGGGGCAGGUGCAGAUGGCGGCACAAAGGAGAAACUUGGGCUCAAGUCAGAGGAGAAGCCGUCGGACGGCCAACAGAAAAUGGACCACACGGGAAACGUGGCAAAAGUUGACGGCGUCUCGGCCGCCCCCAUCGGCCCGCAAGACGGUAGAGGGCUGAAGCCUUCGGCCCCGGAAGUUCCAGAGCAGGACCGCGGCAGUAGGACCGACGGCACCCCGGCCCCGGCGGCGCCCCAAGUUGACCGGGAGGCGGACCGCUCCCUCGCCCGGGGCGAGGCGCCGGCUAGUGAGCCCUCCGGGCCAGAGGAAUUGGAUUCGGGCCCACAAGGAGCAGGGGUCCCUGUGGAUGGGGCACUGCCCGGAAUCACCCCCAGCUCGGUCCCCCCUCCCGCCCCCUCCCCGGCUCUCGCCCCCACCCCGGCCCCCGCCCCCGCCCUCGCUCCCACCCCAGCCCCCUCUCCCGCUCCCACUCCCGCCCCGAUCCCCGCCUCCUUCGGCUUGAAUCGCGUGUGUUUCCCCACAGCUCAGGUCCCCGCUAUGCAAAAAGCGCCCCUGCCCUUUCAGCCCGGGACGGUCCUCACGCCGAGCCAGCCGCUGGUCUACAUCCCGCCGCCGAGCUGCGGGCAGCCCCUGAGCGUGGCGACGCUGCCCGCCACCCUGGGCGUCUCGUCCACCCUCACGUUGCCCAUGCUGCCCUCCUACCUGCAGGAAAGGUGUCUCCCAAGUGUUCUUGCUUCCCCAGAGCUCCGCUCUUACCCUUACACUUUCUCGGUGACCAGGCCCCUGGGCUCCGAUUCCAAACUGGUCUCCGUGGAGGUGAAUCAACUCUCCCGGGCGCCACCGCCCAGCGGGCCCGCUUGCCAGCCCCCCGCCGAGAGCGGCCCGGCCCCGCCGGCCGACGGCACGUCCCCCUCGCCUUCGGCCAAGCCCCUUUCUCCCCCGCAGCCGUCCCUGCCUGGCUCGGGCGGGGGCGCCGUCCCGUCGCACCCGACCAAGGCCCCGGGCAGCUCGGAGCAGCACGGGGAGAGGGUCUCGGUGACGUUUUCCCCCCUCAAGUCACCCCCGCAACUAGAGCGGGAAAUGGUGUCCCCCGCCGAGUGCAAUGAAAUGCCCCUGGACCUCUCCUCUAAAUCCAAUCGCCAAAAGCUCCCUCCCCCAAACCAGCGCAAGACCCCUCCCAUGCCCGUGUUGACUCCCGUGCACACCAGCGGCAAAGCACUUCUCACCACGGUCUUAUCCAAAUCCCAGCGCGCCGCCCAGGGGGCCGCCAGCAGCGUCACGUCGUGCCUGGGCCCCACGCCCCCCUAUGUCAUCUUCCCGGAGUUCCUGAAGAACGGCGACCCGAGUUCUUGGGUGAAAAACUCCACCACUCUGAUCAGUACAAUCCCGGGCACCUACGUGGGGGUGGCCAACCCGGUGCCCGCCUCUGUCCUGCUGAACAAGGACCCGAGCACGGGCCUGAGCCGAGAUGCGCAGCACUUGCCCCGGCAGGAGCCCAUUUCUGUCAUCGAUCAGGGGGACCCCAAGGGCGUCAGCCCUCCCUGCGGGAAGAAGACCGGCCAGCCCGGCCCCGAGGGCCAGCAGGGCACGGCCAAGCGCUACCUGCAGGCCCGGAUUGCCCCGGGGACCCCUCUGUGCCCGGCCAAGGAAGUCUCGGGAUGGAAUCCUCCCGGCCAAGGGAACUUCUAUUCCCGUUGCCCGGUCAACGGGAAGCCCUCCGGCACCCAGGCUUUGCCUGUGGGUUGGUCUCCAUAUCACCAGGCCUCCCUGUUCUCCAUCGGCAUCUCCAGCCCGGGGCAGCUCCCCUCAAAUCAGGGAGGGCCCCCCAAACCCUCGGGCGCCACGGGAGAUUUCCCCAGCGUGCCCCCGGCCAACGCCGGCGAGACGGCCCGCAGGAUCCCCGAGGGGCAGCUGAGGCCCAGCGGCUCCUUUCCCCGAGAGCAGGAUGUGGUCGCCAGGGGCAGGACCUGCAAGGCCACGGGAAAGGCCUGCGAAGAGCCGGUCAACCCCGUCUUGGGCCCGGGACCCCCGACGGGCAGCCCCGCCCCGCCCCUUCCUCCCGGCGGCGGUGGCGAGCCGAGAGGCCCGAAGGGGAAGGUGGAGAGCCCUUGCGGGGUGCAGGAGAGGGAGCAGCCGGCGGCAGGCAAUGCUUGCAAAGAGGGGGUUGCCCGGAACGCCCAAGGGGGCUGUGGCCUGAAGUCGGCGGGAGAUGCCAAGCCCCAAAACAAAGUGCUGGCAUCCUACCUGGCCCACAACCUGCCCCUGGCCACCCCGCAGGGCCUCCGCAAACUGCCCGAGUUGCCUUUGCUACCUCCGGACGGCUGCCCGAAGGACCUGCUUCUGGAUGUGCCCCGCGAGCAGCAGAGCGGCAAGAAGAGGCCUGCCGGUCCGCUCCCUCCCCAGUGCGGGAGCGAGAUAGACCUGGGCCGCGUGAAAAAGGAAAAGGUGGACGGGGACGGGGCGUUUGCCCCGACGGCCUGCCUCCGGGCCGACCGGUUCUCGGCCGCCCCGCCGAGAGGGCACGCCGAGGGCAGGACCAAGAGCCAGGCCCGGAUCAAGCAGGAGCCCGGUUUCCAGUGCAAGGGGAAGUGGCAGCCAGAGGAACUGAUCCAACCACCCCUGAAGAAAAUGAAAUGCAGCCGCGCCAGGGAUGGAGACGACGCCCCCAACGGGUCGGGACGAGGUCUUCACAGCCGCAAGUGGCGAAAACAUCAUGGUGACCUGCGUGAAUCGAGCAAGAAAUCCAGCCGGGCCGGGAUAGUUUCAGGGAAAGAACACAAUGGCGUGAAGGUCAAACACAAGCGGAAGAGACUGAUAAAGACAGAGCCUCCGUCCCCUGGCCGCCGAGACAGCCACGAAGAAGGCUACCUUGAGAAGAAAGCCAAAAACAAUUUCCGUGACUUUAUCCCAGUGGUGCUGAGCAGUCGGACACGCAGUCAGUCCGGAAGCAUCUGUAGUCCCUUUGCGAGCAUGACAGAGCAUGACAUGGCCAGCCAAGAGCUGUUCCCCAUGCUAGAGGAGCGAGAGGAAGAGGCCUCGAAGCGUCAGAAGCUCCGGAAGGCCCACCGGGCCUCCAGAUACCGAGGCCGCCGCCCCAGAGACCGGUCCUCCUCAGGAAGGGAUGGUCACCACCUGCGGAGAAGCCGUCCGCUGCCCUGGAGAGCGGAGGCCGCUCGGCAGCUGUGGGACCCCAACGAGGAGGAAGAAGAGGAGGAAGGGCAUGUCAAGAGGAAGAAGAGGAGGCGGCAAAAAAACCGGAAAUACCAGACCGGGGAGUACUUGACAGAAAGAGAGGAGGAAGAGCAUGUUUCUUUCUGCCAGAGCCGACGGAAAAUUCGAGGAGAUUUCAAGUUUCGGAAGCAGAAGGGCAUCCUGGAUUCUGAUCUACACCCGAAGAGCAGGCAUUCUUCAUCCUCCCGCAAGCCCCAGGAGAUCCCAGACUUCCCUAAUGGUUUCCUCGCUAAUCAUCCUGAAAAUUCAUCUUGCCACGAAGCUCUGGAAAAGCCAUCAGGAAAACGCAAGUGUAAGACCAAGCACCUGGCAGGAGUCGCUGAGGAGGAAAAGAUGAAAGGGCGGUGGAAUCAACUAAAGACACAUUCGCCCAAAUCCCCAUCUCCAGUGAAGCCAACAGACCGGUGGUCGCCGUACAAGUCCCGAGGGGUGGGGACAGAGAACUCCGCCGACUCCCCCGGCACUCGCCACGUCCCUCCGGAAGCCCGUCGGCUGAUUGUGAAUAAGAACGCUGGGGAGACUCUCUUGCAGCGGGCAGCCCGGCUUGGCUACAAGGAUGUGGUGCUGUAUUGCCUGCAGAAAGAGAGCCGGGACGUAAAUCAUCGGGACAACGCCGGCUACACGGCCCUGCACGAGGCAUGUGCCCGGGGCUGGACGGACAUCUUAAACAUUCUGCUGGAGCACGGCGCCAAUGUGAACUGCAGCGCCCAGGAUGGCACCAGGCCGGUCCAUGACGCGGUGGUUAAUGACAACCUGGAGACCAUCUGGCUCUUGCUCUCCUACGGCGCUGAUCCCACGCUGGCCACCUACUCAGGGCAGACGGCCAUGAAGCUCGCCAGCAGCGAGGUGAUGAAACGCUUCCUCAGUGAUCAUCUCUCUGACCUCCAGGGCCGGGCUGAAGGCGAUCCCCACGUGGCCUGGGACUUCUACAGCAGUUCCACACUGGAGGGGAAGGAUGGAAUCGGGUGUGACCUUCUUCUCAAUCCUCCGGGAAGCUCCGAUCAAGAGGACGAACAGGAUUCAGACAACUUCAUGUUCGAAUUCUCAGACAAGCCACUGCUCCCGUGUUAUAAUCUUCAGGUGUCAGUGUCUCGUGGGCCCUGCAACUGGUUCCUGUUCUCCGACAUCCUGAAGAGGCUGAAGCUUUCCUCGCGGAUAUUUCAGGCUCGUUUCCCGCACUUUGAAGUGGCCACCUUGCCCCAGACGGAGUUCCACCGCCAGGUGUCCUCCAGCCAGCUGCUGCCGUCGCCGCCCCGGGCCGGGGGGCCCCCGGAGGGCCUGGAGCCCAGCCCCCUGGGCAGCGCGGACACUGUGGAGCUGGUGAGGUCCGAACCAGAGCUGCUUCAGCUGCUGGGCUCAGAGGUUGAAUUUCAGGCCUGGAGCAGCUGACGGGAAAAGAACCCUCCAGGGCAGCGGACUGCAAUAUGAGGCAAUAAUACGGACCAACGAGAAGCAGCCUUAUCAGUGCCAGCGUUAGCGGCCGGGGGCUGGCAUCCGUUCGUUCUCCUCCCCGUCGGCACGGCGUUCGGUGAAGGGGGAGGCCGCGGGGCCCGUCUCUGAAGCCGCGAGGAGGCCCGGAGGGACGGCGAGCGGCGGGCCGGGGGCUCCGCCUCGGGGAUCGGUGGUCCCGCGGAGCUGGAACCGCUUCCCCCUGGCAGAGGCGACGGGCCCGCUGCCCCUCUUCCUCCUCCUCCUCCCCCUCCCCCUCCUCUCCCUCCUCUUCCUCCUCCUCCUCCAACCCAGACGGGCACAUAUCUCCUGAGAGUCUCUCUUGUUCACGGAGGGAUUUUGUGUGACCAAAUCCGGGACCCGGGAGACAGAAGAACCUUCAGGUGCAAUGGGCGCCUUCGGCCUGCCCCGCGGAAAUGCUCUUCGCUCUCGAUCCUCCCCCUCCCCACCCCCGUUGUCCUCAGUGUCUUCCAUAGUAUUUAUUUAAUUAGUAUUUAAUUUGUAUUGUUUCAUUUGUUUCGGAUAAGUCUGUAUCACUGUGAUCCGUUGAGACAUCAACUUGUACCAAGGUUCCUUUUCCCUUUUCCCCAGCCUCCCCUCCCUUUCGUCUUUUGAGAAGCACCAUUCGAGGGCCUCCUCCUCCCCGCCCUCCGCCCCGACCCCAUCUCACCAAGACCCAAAUUAUUCUUGCUUCCCCCACGGGCAGUUCUCAAGCCAGUCAGACAAUGUGAAUAAGAAGACCGAACGGGCAGGAGCAGCUUUCUCCACGGCCCGGGAGCUGAGAUUACGGUGCUCACCCCCGUCUUUCUCAUUUCUGCCCAACCCCGUCACCCUCCCCGCCACCCCCUUCCAGACACCCUCUCCCCUCCCCGUUCCCCCAUCCGGCAACCCCUCUCCCCCCAAGACCUGCUAUUUGUGGGCAGGGCUCCCUGACGGAGGACUGUGGUGAGGGGGGAGGGAACGAGGAAGCGGUCGCUAGUCCAGGAUUGGUCGUAGGGGCAGGACACCCCUUCCUUCCUGUCCUUCUUGGGUAGAGCAAAUUUAAUAUCAUCCCCCAUCUUCUCCCCUUCCGCCCCUCCUCAUCGUGCCCCGCCCCCCACCUAUAUGGCUGCUUCUUUCUCCGAACCUCCGUCGACCCCACUAUCCAGCCUGAGCCUGGGAGCCCCUCUAGAUGUAAAGUCCAAACUGCUUUAGAGCAGAAGAAAGUCGUCCGGGCUCCGGCUAAACCACAAAGGAAUACGAUCCCGGCACAGCCCUCUCCCCUCCGGGUCAGUGUUUAUUUGGAGACAGGAAAUGGGAGGAGCCCUCUCUGUUCUCUCCCCUCCUACCCCCAUGCAUUCUCUUUCACACACGUGCGCUUCUUACUUUUAUAUCAGAUGCUAUUUUUAAAAGCAAUCCUAUUAGAGCAGGCUGUCCAAGGGCAGGAGUGGACCGCCCGCCCGUGAGCGAGUCGGAGUCAGGGGGUCUCGGGUUGUAGAUGGUACAGUUUUAUUGUACAGGUGCUAAAAAAAACAAAACAAAAAAACCAAGCGUGAGGAUCGGACAAUCUGUUAUCUCCAGUUUCCAGUGCCCCAGGGUGGGAGCUUCGCUGAUGAUUUUUCUUUGUGUUGUGUUUAUUUCCCAGCCUAGCAGUUCUCUUCUCUCCUCUUGGACUUUCCUCUUUCUUGCACUGUCUGGAGCCACCUGGUUUUGGGCAGAUAUUUUUUCUUUCCUAUUUUAAUAUAUAAAACAAAGGAUUUUUUUUUUUGGUUUGGGUGUUUUGUUCUCCUUCUCUCCCCCCCCAUUUUUUUUUUUUUUUGCAUUCGGGUGUGUAUUCUGGCUGCUGUUUCUGUUUUAUUAUAAGCAACAGGCUGUGGUGUCAAAAACACUUAUGUAUAGAAAAACCUGCAUCAGGGCUCCUGUCUCCUGUCUCUCCUUUCACUCUCUGCCUUGGGGUUUUGCGGAAUAUCUAUCUGCAGUGGGGCUGGACCCAGGACCUCUUGAUUCGACCCAGACAUGGUUGGUUUCAGUUUAGGAUGUGGUAGAAAUAGGUUGGGAGCAGAGGAAGGUGUUGUCCUAGAUCUCUCCAGAAAAAGCUGUGUUUUGGGUGGGAAUUGUGGAAAAAGGAGUGCUGGGUUCGGGGGGAGCUUGGAGAAGGUGGGUUGCUCCUCUGACUUGCCCACCACAGCUCGGUUGUUGGUGAGUAGCGUCCGGUUGAUGGUGGCCAGAGGGCACAGAGCAGUCUCCUCCUUCCCCAGUCUGCAGGGAAGAGGGAAUGGUGAUCCUGCGCCUAAGAGGAUGGGAAUGGGGAGAAGUGACCCGGCCCCUGCUCCUCUGGAUGAUUUCUCUGGCUCGUGGUCAUGGCCACUUGCCCCGCCUGGGUUCUGGGAGGGCCUUUCUGCGGGAGGUGUGUCCUCUGGGGCUGGUCAGCCUCUAAGCAGGCGACGGCCUCGCUCUCCCUGAAUCCGCUUAGCCAUUCCUGGCCCGCCCACAUUCCCUGCACGGAACCCCUGCCUGUUGCCAAGAUCCUUGCUAUUGUAGUACAGGGUGGUGCCAGCGAAGGCUUUCCUCACCACGUUGGUUUCCCAGGGUCCACGGUGGGGGACGGGGGUGCUCCCUCCACCCCUGCCUCCCACAGCUCCUGGGGGCCACCGACCCACCUGCCCGGCUCUCCCUCCUCCGGAGUCGCCUCUCCAGGCCCCCACGGCUCCUGAGCAGAGGAGAGACAGGGGUAGGGCUCCCAAGGGGAAGGGUGGCAGCAGCGUAGAGGAGGUGGGAGGUGCUAAGACCUCGUCCAGUUGAAGCACUGCAGAAAAUGUAGCCUCCCCGGCACCGGGCCGUGGGCACCGAGACUGUGUGCCCGCGAGUGGCUCCUCUGCCUGGAGCAGGGGACCUCGGGCACAUUCGGAGGCCUCUCUCUGUCUCCACCGGACAUUGCCACAACUCGGGGGGAGUUUAAGGAUCCGCUCUUCGGCGCAUUCGCCCUUGGAACGCGCUUGGCUCAGAGACAAGGACCGGACCCGUCAUCGAGGAGUGGAAUCUGUGAACGAGACUGUACCUGUGCUGGCCAGUUGGGAAAAGGGUAACCCCCGAAGCCCGGAAGGGGAGGGUGACAGUUGGAAGCGGGUGAAUUUUGGUGUCCGGCGCUCAACUCGGCGGCAGGAUCGUUCCCGAGGGAAGGGAUCCUGGGAGUACCGGGGGUGGGGACGGUUCACGUCCAGGUACUUCUCUCCUACCCGGCCCGCAUUGUGGAAGCCAUCACGCCCACCCUGCGGACAGGCCCUGCGGACAGGUACCCGCCGCCCCAGAGAAUCAAGCUCCUCACCGUUUCUCAGAAUCCUCAUUGCUUGCCUGAGCCCUGUCUUCAUCUCCCUGGGCCCCAAAACGCUUCAGUCUCAACCCCUAGCUUCCUCCGUGGUAAAGGGAGGACGUUUGUUUCUCCGUAAGGCAACGCAUACCCUUCUUUGAAAUCGCCAUCCAAUGGGAUCCCCAAAGCCGGAGCCCCUCACCACUCUCCACUCCUCCUUCUCUCCCCCCGUCCCUCGUCCUUCGGCAGGGCUGCAAGGAAAGUUCUAGAGCUGUGCUUUACAUUCUAGAGAGUGUCAUCUCUGCUCUCCCCCAGCUUGUUUUAAAGGGAUUUCUACAGCACUUUAGCUACCAGCAAGUGCUUUUACACUCGAUUCCGGAGAUGUUUGUAACUUGGCCUUGUCACUAUUAAAAAAUCUGUCACAGA
This is a messenger RNA of Ornithorhynchus anatinus (platypus), 8967 nucleotides long. RefSeq names its product BCL6 corepressor like 1 (gene BCORL1). The record is from RefSeq and is a predicted model, not a curated record. The coding region runs from base 303 to 5195 and encodes 1630 amino acids. The transcript is spliced from 14 exons. Gene Ontology annotation, molecular function: transcription corepressor activity; protein binding. Gene Ontology annotation, cellular component: nucleus. Lineage: Eukaryota; Metazoa; Chordata; Mammalia; Monotremata; Ornithorhynchidae. Gene Ontology annotation, biological process: negative regulation of transcription by RNA polymerase II.